Messenger RNA from Equus caballus (horse), 5694 nucleotides. It is a transcript of the gene FAM111A, whose product is annotated as FAM111 trypsin like peptidase A. NCBI's taxonomy places the organism in Eukaryota, Metazoa, Chordata, Mammalia, Perissodactyla, Equidae. The record is from RefSeq and is a predicted model, not a curated record. Gene Ontology annotation, biological process: DNA replication. Gene Ontology annotation, cellular component: nucleus; chromatin.
GCUGGAGCAGGUGACGUGUCUCCUCCACCAUCCUCCCGCCCCACUUCCACAGCGGGUUCCCGUGCGUGGGGCUGGGGCUCCUGGAGGGGCCCCGCUUCCAACGUUCUCGCUCCUUCUGCUCUCGGGCCUCCUGCUCCCGCGUCUCUCAAGCCCAGCCCACCGCGACCCACCCCUCACUGGAACUCUCGAAUUUGGGACUAAGGAAUCAAAGAAAGAUGAAGCAGGCAUUGAUGGCAGUGAGCAAUGGAGUAAUGGGGCAUGAUCCUGAUUAGGGAGGGACAGCGGCGGUCUCCCCUCUACUCGCAGCCCGGGCAUUUGCUUCCACUAGCGGACGCUAUGGGUCUGCGCUCACCUUUGUCCGCGCGCCGCUCGCUGGGUAGCGCGCGGCCAAUCGCCUUCCGUCGUAGGCGUGUUGCUAUACCAUGAUCUGUCUGUCAUUGGUCAGAUGCCCCAUUCCGUAGGUUGCUGCCCCAGAGCGCAGAGUCCCCGGCUGAAGCGAAAGGUUCCCUCGAAUUUUCAAUUGCAGGCGGGUGACAGCUCGGUUUGGGACAGAUUGUCCUCUUAGGAGCUGACGUGGGCGCGCCCUCCUUGGCAGGCUGUCUUCGGAGGAGCUCAGAGGCCUUCACUUCCUCUAACAAGAACUGACCUCGGUUGGGCGCUGGAUUCGAGUCCCGGGUGCUGGGGCGGGCGAGGUGCGCAGCGGAGUGGGUGAGCGCGGGACAGGUGCGCAGGAGCCUUCGGGGCUGGAAGGUAUUUCAGCUGAACUGUCUAUUCGUCUUCAAGCCAUCAUGAGCCCUAAGAAGCGCAGGUCACAGAAGAUCCCAUUUGAUAAAAAGAGUAAUAUGAAAAUUGAUAACUAUUUUUCUCAGGUCAAUAAAAAAGAACAGAAUAAUUCCAGUAUUUCUCAAAUGAAGACGGGCUCUAGAAAAGGUCCAAAAGAUAUCUCUAACACCCAGGUUCAAGGUCCCAAAGACCAGACUGUGCCCCUAAAUAAGACAAUUUAUGUUACCUUGGAUGUAAAUCACAAGAAAAACAAAAAGAUGAAACACGAGCUCACACAUAAUGAGAGGGAUAGCUUAUACGUGGCACUCAACACUCUUAAGGCUGUCAAAGAAGAGAUAGAAACUCAGCAAGGCAAAGAAAUGCUGGUGCGAGGCACAGAAGGAAUUGAAGGAUAUAUAAACCUGGGAAUGCCUCUCAGUUGUUUUCCGGAAAACUGUCACGUGGUACUUAGAUUUGCCCAAAGUAAGCAGAAAGAAGAGAACCAGGUAUUUGGCCGGCAUGACGAGGUAUCUGCUGACUGUGUCAAAUUUUAUAUUCAUGCAAUUGGGAAGAGGAAAAAAAGGAUUGUCAAACGCGGGGAACUUCACAAAGAAGGGUGCAAACUCUGCAUCUAUGCUUUCAAAGGAGAAACCAUCAAGGAUGCUCUGUGCAAGGAUGGCAGGUUUCUUUCCUGUCUGGAGAAUGAUGAUUGGAAACUCAUUAAAAACUUGGACUCCAUUUUAGAAAACACACAACCUGUUGAUGACUUAGAAGGCAAGCUCUUUCAGAUCGAGGUUGAAAAAAGAAUGGGCUCCAGGGCAGCAGCAGCUCUGAAUCCUGAGUUAGAGGAAGUAAACACUUGUGUGUUGAGUGAAGAAAUUGUGGACCAGUACCCCAGUUUGAAAAGAGAACGUGAAAAAAUCAGAGAAAAUUUUGAGAAAGAAAUGAAAAAAAUAAAGGGGAAAACUUCAUUAUUUAAAUUGCAUAAAACAAACUUUGGGAAACUGACAAAAAACUCUACUCUGGUUAAAGUACACAAACUUCUUUCUCAUCUCAGUAACUCAAUUGGGUACAUAUCCUGGGACAACAAUGGAAAUAUGGGCUCUGCCACCUGCUUUGUUUUUAGAGGGUUGUUCAUUUUCACUUGUCGACAUGUAAUAAAUAACAUUGUGGGACAAGGUAUAGAGCCAAGUAAGUGGGCAGACAUAGUUGGUCAGUGUGUGAGAGUGACAUUUGGUUAUGAAGGGCUCCCAGAAAAAGAAGAGAAUUGCUUUUUUGUUGAACCUUGGUUUGAGAUAUCUGAUGAAACUCUUGAUUAUGCUGUUCUGAAACUGAAGGAAAAUGGACAGAAAGUACCUUCGGGAUUGUAUAAUGGAAUUUCUCCCACACCUGCUGGUGGGCUGCUGUAUAUUAUUGGCCACCCAAAUGGAGAGGCAAAGUCUACUGAUGCUUGUGCUGUGAUCCCUCAAGGUCAGCGAGUAGAGAAAUGUCAGGAAAAUCUUCAGGCUAGAGAAGCACAGGGUUGUGAUUAUGCUAGGGAGUGGAUCCAUAUGUUCACUCAAAGUAGUUUCCAGGAAGUAGUUUACAACCGUGAUGUGAUUACCUAUGAGACCUCUUUUUUUUGGGGGUCUUCUGGCUCCCCAGUGUUUGAUUCAAAAGGUUCAUUGCUGGCCAUGCAUACUGCUGGCUUCCCUUAUUUGUACCCAAACACAGUUCCCACUAUCAUUGAGUUUGGCCCUACUCUCGAAUCCAUCCUCCUUGAUAUUAAGCAAAAUCAUGGAGCAUGGUAUGAAGAACUAUGUAUAAAUCAGCAAGAUGUAGAAAUGUUGAGUGAUGAGGAUUGAGGACAGUGAGAAUUUGGUCUGUUUACUAGUUUUAAGCAGAUUACCUGUGGAGUUGCUAUUCCGUAGGCAAUGAUGAUAGUUUUCUAAAUUCCAAAUGGUCAGUUUCGUCAACAGUAAUAAUAAUUAGUGCCAGCUCUGAUGGCCUAGUGGUUAAAGUUUGCCACUCUGACCACUUGAGCAGCCAGGGUUCAUUUCCUGGUCACAGAACCACAUUACCUGUCUGUCAGUUGCCAUGCUGUGGCAGCUCACAUAGAAGAACUAGAAUGUCUUAGAACUAGGAUAUACAACCAUGUACUGGGGCCUUGGGGAGGGAAAAAAAAGAAAAAAGGAAGACUAGCAGCAAAUGUUAGCUCAGGGUGAACUUUUCCCUGCAAAAAAAUAAAAACAAAAAAAAGAAAAUUUAAUCAGGAAAUAUGUAAAGUGUGAGGGCAAAGUCUCCUGAAAUGACAUUCAGAAAUAACCAUUCUUAAGUAUGCAAGCUAGAAAUUAAAAUAAUAAUAAUUAUUGGUGACUUCCUAGGUGCCAAGCAUUUUUCUAAGCACAUGAAGAAGCUAGUCCUUACAACUCUAUGAGGUGGACUGUUAUCCCUAUUUUACUUUUUUUAAGAAAUUUUCAUUUUUGCUAAUGAUUACUGUUUUUUUGCAAGGGAAGAUUAGCCCUAAGCCAACAUCUGUUGCCAAUCUUCUUCCUUUUUUUCUUCUUCUUCCCCCAUCCGCCGCCAAAGGCCCAGUACAUAGUUGUGUAUAGUUGUGAGUUCUUCUGUGUGACCCACUGUCACAGCGUCGCUACUGACAGACAAGUUGUAUGAUUCCAAGCCCAGGAACGGAACCUGGGCCGCUGAAGCAGAGCGUGCUGAACUUUAACCACUAGGCCGUCAGGGCUGGCUCUCUGUUAUCCCUAUUUUAAAGUCAAGCAAUGUGAAGAAUUGAUUAAGAUAAGAUUAGGUAAUAAUCAGUUGUAUACUCUAAAAGUAGUGUGACCGUUAUUUUUUUUAACCUUCCAUAUCUUCCCCUAAAUUCAGUUGCUUGAAGGCAGGAUCUGAGACUUGUUCAUCUCAUUAUCUGCAAUAUCUGGCACAUGGAAUGUACGUGCUUAGAAAAUGUGUGGGUUGAGGCCAGCCCGGUGGCGCAGCGGUUAAGUUCGCCCGUUACACUUCUCAGCAGCCUGGGAUUUGCUGGUUCGGAUUCUGGGUGCAGACAUGGCACCGCUUGGCACGCCAUGCUGUGGUAGGCAUCCCACGUAUAAAGUAGAGGAAGAUGGGCACGAUGUUAGCUCAGAGCCAGGCUUCCUAUGCAAAAAAGAGGAGGACUGGCAGUAAUUAGCUCAGGGCUAAUCUUCCUCAAAAAAAAAAAAAAGGAAAGAAAAUGUGUGGGUCAAUCAGUAGCAAAACUUAGGGAUGCAGUUAAUUUUUAGUGAGGAACUAAAUACUUGGCUAGAAAUGAUCUCAAACAAAAUUGUUAUUGUUCACUGUACUUGGAUGGGAAAUAACUUUAUCACCUAGAGUACAGUGUUUAUGGGCAGGUUCCUUUGACUUUCAUCUUAAAGACUCAUUCUUAGGUGAGCACCUUUUCCCUCAUCUCCUUCAGUGAGGUUGUUUCAUAGGUUUUUUUAAUACAGUUAAGAUUUUCUCGUCACAGCCUGCCUUCUUUCCUUUGGUCCCUUGACCUCCUAAAUGAUUUCUUAAAUUUGCAUACAUUAAGGUUCACUUUUCAUGCUGUAAAUUCUAUGGGUUUUGACAAGUGCAUAAUGUCAUGUAUCCAUCAUUACAAUGUUAUCCAGAAUCACUUCACCACCCUAAAAUUCCCAUGUGCUUUACCUAUUUAUCCCUCCUCUCUCCCCUGAACCCCUGGUGACCCCUGACCUUUGUGCUGUCCCUGUAGUUUGCCUUUUCCAGAGUGUCAUAGAAGCGGAAUCAUAUACUAGUUAGCUUUUUCAGAUUGACUUCUUUCAGUUAGCAAUAUGCAAUUAAAGUAUUUCUCUGUCUUUUCAUGGAUUGAAAACUCAUUUCUUUUUAUUGCUGAAUAAUAUUUCAUUGUGUGGAUAUAUCACAGUUUGUUUAUUCAUUCACUUUUUGAAAGAUAAUUUGGCUGCUUACAGUUGGUGAUUCUAAAUAAAUUUGCGUACAAGCUUUUGUGUGAACAUAAAUUUUCAACUGAGUUGGGUAAAUACCUAGAAGUGUGAUUACUGUGGUAUAUGCUAAGAUUGUGUUCAACUUUGUAAGAAUCUGCCAAACUGUCUUCCAAUGUGGCUAUACCAUUUCGCAUUCCCACUAGCAAUAAAUGAGAGUUCGUAUUGUUUCACAUCCUCACCAACGUUUGGUAUUGUCAGUUUUUUGGAUUUUAGGCAUAUUAAUACUGUUGUAAUGCCUGGUAUUCUUCAGGGAAUUAUGAUAUUCAUUCAGGAAAUUGGGGCUGUUUUGGAUGAUCUAGCAUAUGUACACGUAGUUACAGUAUCAGUCUGGAUUCUGAAGAAUAAAGCCACUACAAACACAGUAAGAAUCAGGUAUUUAGUUAUGAAUUGGGGUUGUAUGAAUAUGGAAGGAGCACAGGAAGAGAAAAUCUGUCAGACUGCAGCCAGAGGAUGUCAACCUAAAGCAUUGGAAAACAGAUAGAAGUUGCUGAUUGACGUGGGAAAGUCUGAGAAGUUGCCAUGUCUUGUCUCCAUGAUGGUAAAGUGAUAGCUUACAAAGAGGUUGCAAAGUUGCAGCAUCAGACAUAACGUACAAGUGGGAGCUUAUGGAGCCAAAGUCCUGCCUGACUGCCACAAUCUUCCAGUAAUGACUUCCACUUCAUUUCCACCGCCCAAUAUUUUUAUGAGUUUUUCUUACCAAUGCAACCCAGAAAACACAGGGAUUUGAGGAAAAUAAUUCUCAGCUUUAUAAGGAAGUAGUGAUGCUGCUAAACUGACAAUAGGUAGCCAGCACACACAAGCAUGCGAUACGUGCACAUAUAUACAAUCAUCAAUUAUCAUUGUAAGCAAGGCUGUAACCCAGUGUUUAUCAUGAAGUGUAUGUUACAACUGAUUACUAACUGCAAGUCACCUGCGUAUUCACCAUGUCCUACAAAUAAAUUAUGCUAUAAACAAAUCC